Molecule: messenger RNA, 1389 nt
Organism: Nematolebias whitei (Rio pearlfish)
Lineage: Eukaryota; Metazoa; Chordata; Actinopteri; Cyprinodontiformes; Rivulidae
Gene: ldlrad4b
Product: low density lipoprotein receptor class A domain containing 4b
Exons: 4
Coding region: 202-1089 (295 amino acids)
Biological process (GO): negative regulation of transforming growth factor beta receptor signaling pathway
Cellular component (GO): Golgi membrane; early endosome membrane
Molecular function (GO): R-SMAD binding
Source: RefSeq, a predicted model, not a curated record
GCCGAGGGAACAUGGCGUGAGACGAGACGUGCGACGGCAACAAGCGCGAAACUGUUGGGAGUUACUCGUAGCGAGCGGCGGACUGCGCUGCCGCUGCCUGCUGGAAGUUUACUGUUGUUUCUCCGUCGGGGUGUCCCGACGGCGGCGGCGGUGGCGGCGGCGGCUCUCUCCCCGGAGCGGUGUCCCGGUCCGCCCAGCCCCAUGCAAAACGUAACGGCCCCUGGCGGCCCCGGCAACUCCAAUGUCACCUGCUCCUGCAACUGCACGGCGUCCCAUGCACAGGGAAUGGAGAUAUCUGAACUGGAGUUUGUUCAGAUUGUCAUUAUCAUCGUGGUGAUGACGGUGAUGGUGGUGGUGAUCAUCUGCCUGCUCAACCACUACAAACUCUCCACCUGGUCCUUCAUAACACGGCAGAGCCAGGCCCGCAGGCAUGACCACGCCCUGCAACAGGACGGGUGUCUGUGGCCUUCAGACAGUGGUUCUCGACAAGGUGCCUCGGAGGUAUUAUACGCCCCUCCAGCAAGGGAUCGCUUCACAGCUCCCUCCUUCAUGCAACGUGACCAUUUUAGCCGCUUCCAGCCCACCUACCCCUACAUGCAGCAUCAGAUCGACCUGCCGCCCACCAUAUCGUUGUCAGAUGGCGAGGAGCCCCCACCGUACCAGGGGCCCUGCACUCUGCAGCUCCGUGAUCCCGAGCAGCAGAUGGAGCUCAAUCGUGAGUCUGUGAGGGCGCCACCCAACCGGACCAUUUACGACAGUGACUUGAUUGACAUGGGAGGAGGUGGUGGCAUGGGAGGGGUGAAAGGAGGAGGGGUUGGCGUAGGGGGAGGAGGCCCAAGGCCACCGAGCAGCAACUCGGGCAUCAGCGCAGCCAACUCCAGCAGCCACGGGCGCAUGGAGGGCCCCCCGCCGGCGUACAGUGAGGUGAUGGGCCACUACCCCGGCUCGGCAUUCUUUCUACACCAGCACAGCAAUAACCAGAGAGUAGGGAGGCCGGGGGGGCCAGGCAGCAGGACGAUCCAGCAGCAGAGCCAAUCAGAAAGCACAAUAGUUCCUGCCAAGGACUGCAAACCCGAGGACCUGGUCUGAGUAGAGACUGGGGGGGGGGGACAAACAAGUCCACACAACCCAGACUGAGAACGUCUCCCUUGUUCACCCCGCUGGUCUCUGAAUCGCUCUGUUGCUCCUCGUCCCACACUCCCAUGCACAACGAUAUAUCAACAUGAGCUACAACUAAAUAAGGAAAGUGAAACCAAGAGUUGAUUUCAUGUUAAAAUUUUGGGAUGGGAUGAUUUUUAUUUCCCUUCAUUUUUGAAAAUGAAACUGCUAGCACAGAUUGAAAGUUCUUUAUUUUUGCCACCUUGGCACGACCUUUUUGUCCCUGAGAAC